AUGCGACAGAGGUUGGCCACCGCCUCGCUGCUCCUGCUGCUGGUGGGCACUGUGCCCACUGUGGUGGUCCCGCGGAUCCCCUGGGACGAGUGUGGGGAGCGGCCACUCAUAGACAGGACCUCAGGAUCCCGGAUUGUAGGUGGACACGAUGCCGAGGUUGGAGCAUGGCCGUGGUCAGUCAGCCUCCAGAUUCACCACGUUGGUGCAAAAUUUGCACAUAUAUGUGGCGGAACUUUAGUUAAUGAGAAUUCAGUGCUUACCGCUGGCCACUGCACUACAGGACGGAAGGACCCAUAUUUUUGGAGAGCUGUGUUGGGCACACAUAACCUUUGGAAACACGGCAAACAUGCAGCAAAAAGAAGUAUUAGAAGCAUCACUGUGCACCCAGAAUUCAACAGAGAAACAUUUGAAAAUGAUAUUGCAUUAUUUCAACUUAAUUCUGCUGUACACUACAGUUACUAUAUUCAGCCUAUCUGCUUACCUUCUGCACACAUUUACCUGUAUAUCGACCAGGAAACAGAGUGCUUUAUAAGUGGUUGGGGACGUAUAGCAGAAAAAGGUAAAACUCCAUCUGUAUUACAAGAAGCACAGGUGGAAAUCAUUCCUUAUAGUGAGUGUAACAGUUCUGAUGCAUACGGAGGCAUGAUUAACAACAACAUGAUUUGUGCUGGCUCUCUGUCAGGAGGCACUGAUACCUGUCAGGGAGACAGCGGUGGACCGUUAGCAUGCUAUCACCCUAGUGACAACAAAUUCUAUCUACUAGGGGUUACUAGCUUUGGAUUUGGCUGUGGCCGACAAAGAUACCCUGGGGUCUAUGUCCGUGUACCUCACUAUAGAAGGUGGAUAAACUCUCAACUUCUCUUGAAUUGCAAGGCUGUGAAUCCUGUGAGCAUUACACUUAUGAUCUUUCUGACUGUCAGAUGUAUAGCGUUCGUGUAG
Molecule: messenger RNA, 939 nt
Organism: Cygnus atratus (black swan)
Lineage: Eukaryota; Metazoa; Chordata; Aves; Anseriformes; Anatidae
Gene: TMPRSS12
Product: transmembrane serine protease 12
Exons: 5
Coding region: 1-939 (312 amino acids)
Biological process (GO): proteolysis
Molecular function (GO): serine-type endopeptidase activity
Source: RefSeq, a predicted model, not a curated record